AUGACCGACGGCCGCGUGGCGGCGGCCACGCCCACGCCGCAGAGCACCAUGACCUUCGGGGGCGAGGCCGCGCCGUCGCCGGCGGCGUCGCCGCGGGUGCCGGCCGCGGGCAGUGCCGCGAGGCCCCCGGAGCAGCCCCGGGUGAACAGCAUCCCCUCCUUCUCCACCGUGUGGACCUCCGCGGAGGAGAGGGGGCUCCACACCGUCCGGGACCUCCGCGCCUCCGCCCUCAUGUCCGUGCUGCGCGUCUACCACGUGUGGGUCUUCAUCAUGGUCAUCGUGGUGAUCAUCGGCAUGGCCACCUCCACCUUUCUCAGCCUCUUCCUGCAGCUCAGCCCGGCGGCGCGGCUUCGGGGGGGGGGCACGUGGCGACGCGGGGGAGGGGGCCCUCCGGGGAUGCCUCUCAGAAGUCCCCCAGGGCCCCUCUGA
Prorocentrum cordatum is the source of this 429-nucleotide messenger RNA. The record is from the annotation of a GenBank genome assembly. Lineage: Eukaryota; Dinophyceae; Prorocentrales; Prorocentraceae.